UCAGGGUAGAUUAUUUAUUGAAAACAGAAAAAUGGCAGAAACCGAAAAUUUGUUGGUGACUGAUGGUGCUAAUAUGGAAAAUAUCAGACAGCGGGUGCAAAGAAAAAUUGCUGGGGCUUAUUUAGAGGCUAUAGACCCAGAUGCACUAGACAGUGAGAAGCCUAAUGAAAAAUAUACUUUAAGUCAGAAUAUGGACAGUAAGACACAGGAAAAGUUUGAGAAAAAGUUUGAAAAAUACAGAACUAAAGACUAUCCAUACAGCAUACAGAAUAUCUUAUGGUUCAUAGGUUCUAUUGCAUUGUUUUACUACACAGAUUUUUAUGUUGCAGUGCGCUAUGAUCCCAGGGUGAAUAGAUUAUGGUUCAACAUUGGUGCCAUUUUGAUUUUGAUCAAUGUUGGAAUAGCAGGCUUCCUAAUUGUUUAUUUGUCCUGGAUAAAGAAAAUGAGUUCUGAUGAUUGGGAAAAGACUUGUCCUGCAGCAAUACCGAUAGCUACUGGAGCAUUUAUAAUGGGAGGAGUGUGUGUUACAGUUGGAUUGUGGCCAGUAUGGAGUAUUUUCACCCCAUUUAUGUUAUUUACAUUUUUCAUGGGUUUUGUUGUGACGGUGGCAAUGAUACCUAAUUUUUGAUGACAUCAUAAACAGGCUCAAUGAAGACACAGCAUGACAAUAGAAGUGUUAAAGAUUUUAUCCUAAUUCUGUGUUGUUUUGAUCAAUUUUAUCUUUUUUAUUUGUUAAAAAUUGCAUCAAUUGAUUAAUUCGCUGUAAACCAACUGCAUGAUUCCAGGAUAAUUUUUGAUUGCAAAAUGUAUUAGUUCUUACUAUUUAGAUUAGAGUAUGAGGGUUUUACAUAUGAUAAAGGACAAAAUCAGCAUUAAUAAAUGUUUGGGAUGGUUGUUUGUAUGUUUUUUUGGGUUAUAUUUUUUUUUUUUUGCUUGGGGUAGUUAGACAUCUUUCUUUGAUAAUGACAGAAAAACAUUGUGCCUUUCAGACUUUUUUGGUGACUCCUGAAAAUCUGCAUGUAUUAGGCGUGAAGAAUUCAAAUCAAAACCUUAAGUUUAUACAGAAUGAUCCUUAGUUACAGUGGAGAAUUAAGUUUAAGGGCUGAUAUUUUGAUCUUUUCUAUAGAUAUUAGGACUUUGUCCUCCAGUAAUAUUGAUAAUUGGCAUAAGUCUCCCAACAAAUACCAAAUAGAUUAAUACAUGAACCAUUUGUUCAACAUUUAAUGCUUGUUCCAAUCAAAACAUAAUUUGUCCAGUAUGAACUUUGAUUUUUUAAUUGGAAAUUUUGUCUGAUUCCUUUAUCAUUUCUCAAUUUAAUUAUAAAGAUGAGAAAUUAAUAGAAAUUUUGUUUACCUAAUUUCUUGCAGGUUUUCAGCUCAUUAUUCAUUUUUAGCUCAUGGUAUUUUAAGAUGAGCUUUGAAGAAUGUUUUGAGAAUAGAUUUAAAUUAUGGAUAUGAAACAACUGGACUUUGAAAAAUAAAGUUCUACUGAUUAGUUGCAAGAGAAUAGAAUAAUAAUAACUUGGUUUGCACUUUAUAACGAUUUAUUUUCAAAUUUGAAUAUCACAUUGAUUUACAGUAAUUGUUGACUCGUUUCUAAUUUAUAUUAUUUUCAUUCCUUUUAUUACAUUUUUUAUCAUGCCUUUAUUAAUUAUCACCAUUUUUUUAUGCUAUUUUUGGGGAGGCAGACAAUCAUAUUAAUUUGUGUUCCAUUGGGUUUUUUUGGUGUUUUUUUACGUUUAAUUUUUUUUUUUGAUAGUCUGUUUACAUCCAUAAAGUAAAAUACUCAGUUUUCAGUCUAACUGAACUCUGCCAAUAGUCCAAAUAUUUAAACUCAUGCACUGACCUAUUUAUAUUUAUUAUUUUACUUUUCUUCUUACCUUAAUACUUCAUGCCAGUAGCCAGAAUGUUUCUGAGGGGAUUAUUUGGGGACAAGAUGCUAGUCGAACUUACAUUAAUAGCAUUUAAUUUUCAGAUUCAGGUCAAAACCCUCUGGCUACAGUUGUGUACUGAUCAGGGAUAAAUUUUCAGUGGUAGUAUUCUUGUCACUGAAACUUAAUAAGAUGUAAUAUUGCUUGAAGCUUAAAACAUUACUGUAAUGUUUUAGUCUGUUUAAGGUGGUACCAAACACCUUCACUAAAAUUAAUUUGGCUCGUUUAAUUUUCAUAAAAUUUUGACAAAAUAUUUGCUUUGACCCUUUGGCAAAAAUGUAAAAAAUUUUAAAAAUUUGAACCACACCCUUUAUCGGAAAAAUUUCAUUGGAUAUAAAGCAGUUUGACAAACACUAAUUUUGAUCAUUGAGAAGCUUAAUGUUACCUUAACAAUAGAACGUGAUUAAAACGUUCACCUGAUUUUUACAGAGUUAUCUCCCUGUAGUGUUAGGUACCACCUUAACUAGCUUUUUGAAUUAAGAAAUCCUAAGUUAUUCUUUCUGUGUUGAUUUUACACCACAACUAUAUUCAAUGGAUUGAUCUUAUCAUUGCAAUAUUAAUGCUGAUCUACAAUUAAAAUUCUUAUCUUUCUAUAUUUGCUAAGGCAGUUAUAAAAAGUACAUGAAUUUUAUUCAGAAUUUAAUUAAAUAUUUUUUGUAAAUAGAUGAGUAAUAUUAUGGUAAUUUCAUCUGAUUCUUUCAGCUAUUUAUAGAUAUACAUUGUAAUAUUAGAACUGUAUGACAAAAUGUUAACUCAUUUGUCCAGUACUUAGAAUAUCACUUUUGGUGCUAAAUAUUUUUAAAUCAAGCUUAUUUUCUUUCUCCAAAGACAAUAUCAUAUCUGACCAAGAGUAAAAUUAUUUAUAUUUAAAUGGAUUUUAGGUCAUAGUUCUGAGAUGGUUCUUUUUUCUGAAUCAAUCUCGUUUUACAUACACCAGUCAUGUGAUUAUGUCAGAAAAUUAGGCUCAACAACAGUCUGCAUGAAAUAUUAACCUAUGGUUAAUGUCACCUGAGUUGGUCAAAUUAGUAAAGUGUGGUUGAGUUUUUUAAAUGGAAAUCUGUCAAAUCUUUCUGUUACCAAAUUUGGCUGUUAGAAAGACUUGGCAGAUGCAUAGAAAAAUUACAUCUGAUGCAACUUUUGAAACAACCACUAACCCCAUAUAUCUGUAUCAAAAUCACCAUACAUUGAAAAGUACUGUAGACACACACAACUUUGAGUGAUGUUUAAAAGUAGGCAGUGUAAAAUUUUUAUUAUUUUAGCAUUGAAAUGAUGUAUAUAAGUGUAAACUUGACAUGUUACUUAGUACCACUUUGCGUGAAAGGAAUAUUCUAGAGUAUAUGAACAAAAAGUUAAAGUAGUUAUAAUGUGUAAAAGUGAAAUAAGGUGUAUUCAUUUCUCUUGUAUUUUAAGUGCCAGUAAAAACAUGGAAAAAUAAUUAAUACCUGUCAAAGGGAUAUUUCGUUUAUUUGUUAUGUAAAUUUUAAAUUUUUUGUUAUUAUUUAUGACAAAAAAGAAUGCUGGUUGCCUUGUUAUUAUAUUUCACUAUCGAGGUGUACCAAAAUUUAUAUGUCAGAUGGGAUACAAAACUAACAAUGCAAUUUAGACAAAAUAGUAUUUUUGUAUAUUGUAAAACCCCUAUUACCUUUUAAGAUGAUGAAAAAAAAAGCUGCUGAGAUGGAGUAAAAAAUAUUUUUCUUAAAUUAUGGAUUCUUGCUCACAAAAUUCUUUUUCUUUAAAGUAUAAAUUCUUGCUCAUGUUCUUGCUUCAUUGAGAUAUAGAGAUAGUGAUUUAACAUAUUUAGAUAGUUUUUCAAAUAGAUGGUGCAGACAUUCCUUAAUUUUAUUUAUUUUUAUACAUUUAGAAUAAAGAGUGCAUAGUUUUAGAUAAUGAUAGAUAUGUUAUUUUUCCAUAGAGAAAAUAUUUAUUAUAUAGUUAGGGCUUGAAAGCCAGACCAUGUGUGUUGUUUAUGUUGUAAUCAUUUUAUAAUCCUCAGUAUUAUUUUAUAUGUAUACAUGUAUUUAUCAUUUUAAUCAUUUCAUAUUCAGGAGCUCUUUACAGUAAGAUUCAUUCAUGUGUUAACCAAAUGAUCAAUUCGCCUUUUCAGAAUCUAUGUUUUCAAAAGUGUACACCAAAACUUUGUGAUUGGUCAAAAAGUUCUAAACAAUUAAAAUUCAACCAAUGAUUUAAUGUUAUUCUCAUUCUGGGGUAGAAACAAUCAAAUUACCCGUAAUCCUUCAGAUUCUGAUACGACAAAUUCUAGUUUAAUUUUAUCAUGCAGUAUUUGAUAAAAAUAUGUAUCAGGUAUUGAAACCAAACUUCUGAUAACAUAAUAUUUAACUGACCAGUUGCAAGGCCAUUGAUUAAUGUAUGAAUUGUUCGAGGUACAAUUUCUUCAGUUUCACAUUUCUGUAUGACAAAAAUUAAAGGGACAUAGAUAUAAAUGCAAAUAUACAAAUGUAAGUUAAUUGAGAAUUUAGAGUACAUUAUUGGGAUCUUAUGAGUGAAAGUUCAAUGUUCAAAUUUGUAUAUUACAUGAAGUUUAGUGUAUUUAAAGCUCCAACACCAACAGAUUUGCCUUGCUGGAAUAGUUAACAAUGAACAUUUUAACAAAUUUAUCAUAGGAUAAGAACUUGGUACAGAAGAUAUAACUGUAGUUGAAUUGGUUAAUCUUGAAUUGUUCUGAAUUGAGCUCAUGAGAGGAAACAGUUUAUUAAUAUUCAUUUUUGUAAUAUUUCAUUUUGAUGUAUCCUUUCAUCAGUUCAUCUGAUCAUAUUUUUUUUAUAGAGAUGGUAAAUUCCGAUUGGUCUCAUUUUUCACUUAAUUUUUGUUUUAAUUCCCAAUGUUAGUUAGUUAGUGAUUGUUGUUAUAGUUCAAAUAUAUUGAUAAAUUUAUUACAAGAUCACAGAUUACUAGAUUGUUUAUUAUGUAAAGCAAAUAUUUUGCAGCUGUUACUAAGAAAAUUAUUCCACUUAACUGAUCUUUAUCCCAAAUAGGAUGGUCUGAAUUAAAUUUAGUUUGCAGUAGAUGCAGUAUUAAUCACUUCAAAAAGAUAUUUGUCUAAUCUUUGUGCAAAAACCAUGUUAAUGUCACAACCAGAUAUGGCAAAGAGGUCACAAAUGUCAGACAGCUGAAACAAAGUCAAAUAUAUAACAAAAGUUACAAAUGACUUUUCUAACAUAGUUUGCUAAAGUUCAGCAAGAUUUGAUGAAAAGAAAUUUUCCAAGGGUAAUUUGGGCUUACCAUUUAAACAAUAGAAUAUCCAAAUUUUUAUCAACACAUGUAAGGAACAACUGUCUCUUUUGUACUUUUUCCAAAGUUGUAAUUAUUUUGAUAUGGAUGUGUUUAUUUUGUCUACGAUGAUGUAUGUUGCAGAAAGCUAACCAGUAAUAUCUGCCAACAUUACCAACAAUUUAAAAGUUU
This is a messenger RNA of Mytilus californianus (California mussel), 5350 nucleotides long. RefSeq names its product transmembrane protein 128-like. The record is from RefSeq and is a predicted model, not a curated record. The transcript has 4 exons. The coding region runs from base 32 to 628 and encodes 198 amino acids. Lineage: Eukaryota; Metazoa; Mollusca; Bivalvia; Mytilida; Mytilidae.